AUGAAUAUUCCUAUCUCUUCUUUCACCUUUCUUCUCUAUACCUUCUUUCUUUUCUCUCCUCUUUCUCUUUCUUCAUCGCUUCCAUUGUCUUUGAAAACACAAGCCUCUAUCUUAGUUUCUCUCAAACAAGAUUUCCAUUCCAAAAACACAUCCUUAAAAACAUGGAACAUCUCUAACUACAUGUCCCUUUGUACAACAUGGUAUGGUAUCCAAUGUAACACAGACAAUACUUCUGUUGUGUCAUUAGACAUAUCAAACUUGAAUGUUUCUGGAACCUUCUCAUCUUCCAUCACAAAGCUAUCAACCUUGAGAGUCCUCAACAUAUCAAACAACAUGCUCAAUGGAGACCUAAGAUGGAAAUUCUCAAACCUCAAAGAGCUUGAGGUUUUCGAUGCUUACAACAAUGAGUUCAAUUCUUCACUUCCUAGUGGAGUCACUCAGUUACAUAGUCUUAAGUACUUGAAUCUCGGCGGAAACUUUUUCCGCGGAGAGAUUCCUGCAAGAUAUGGAAAGAUGAUGAGUUUGAACUAUCUGUCUCUUGCAGGUAAUGAUUUGAGAGGUUUCAUGCCUUUUGAGCUUGGAAACCUUAGUAACUUGACACAUCUUUUUUUAGGUUAUUUCAAUGAGUUUGAAGGUGAAAUUCCAAAAGGUUUCGGUAAUCUAGUUAAUUUGGUUCAUCUUGAUCUUGCAAACUGUGGUUUGAGAGGUGAAAUUCCACAUGAGUUAGGUAAACUUUACAAACUAGACACACUUUUCUUGCAGACCAAUCAACUUAGUGGUUCAAUUCCUUUGGAAUUAGGGAAUUUAACUAGUUUGAAGUCUCUUGAUUUGUCGAACAACGAGUUGAUUGGAAACAUACCGAAUGAGUUUUCGAAUCUUCGUGAACUCAAACUCUUGAAUUUGUUCAUCAACAAACUCUCUGGUGUGAUUCCGUCUUUUGUUUCUGAGUUACCGAAUUUGGAAGUGUUGAAGCUUUGGCAUAACGGUUUCGAAGGUUCUAUUCCUUCAAAGCUUGGAGAGAAUGGUAAACUGACCGAGCUUGAUUUAUCGACGAACAAGCUCACUGGAAUACUUCCUAGAUCUUUAUGCAUUGGAAAGAAGCUCAAGAUUUUGAUUUUACUCAAUAAUUUUCUGGUUGGUUCUUUGCCUAAUGAACUUGGUGAAUGUUACACACUCGAAAGAGUUCGUCUUGGACGAAACUAUUUAACAGGUUCGAUACCGAAAGGUUUACUAUAUUUGCCUGAAAUUUCACUUCUUGAACUGCAGAACAAUUUUUUCAGUGGUUUUCUUGCGCAGCAAGAAACCACAAACACAAACAGUUCUAAACUCGAAGAGAUGAAUCUGUCGAACAAUCGUUUUUCAGGAUCUCUCCCGAGUUCUAUUGGGGAUUUUCCAAAUUUGCAGAUUCUGCUUCUUCAUGGAAAUAGAUUCUCAGGUGAAAUUCCUCAAGAUAUAGGAAAGUUGAAGAACAUUCUAAGGUUGGAUAUGGGUUUCAACAACUUUUCAGGAAAAAUUCCUAUUGAGAUAGGUGAAUGUUUUUCACUUACCUAUUUAGAUUUGAGUCAGAAUCAAUUAUCAGGUCCUAUUCCAUUUCAGGUUUCACAGAUUCACAUACUUAACUAUCUUAAUGUGUCAUGGAACAAUCUAAACCAAACACUCCCUAAGGAGCUUGGUUCUAUUAAGGGCUUAACUUCAGCUGAUUUCUCUCAUAACAAUUUCUCUGGUUCAAUUCCUGAAAUAGGACAAUUCUUAAUGUUCAAUUCUACUUCCUUUAUCGGUAAUCCAAAUUUAUGUGGAUAUGAUUCGAGUCCAUGCAACCGUUCUUCAUCAGAAACAUCUGAGUCUCCGAAUCAAGAAAACAGUCCUGCGAAACAUGGAAUUCUGGUAAGGUAUAAGCUUCUAUUUGCAUUAGCACUUUUGGUUUGUUCGUUGGUUUUCGCAACGUUUGCUAUAAUCAAAAGUCGAAAAGGAAUUCGGAAGGACUCGAAUACAUGGAAGUUAACAGCAUUUCAGAAGAUUGAAUAUGGAAGUGAAGACAUCUUAGGUUGUGUAAAGGAGAGUAACAUCAUAGGAAGAGGCGGAGCCGGUGUUGUAUAUGGAGGAACAAUGCCGAAUGGAGAAAAAGUAGCUGUGAAAAAGUUGUUAGGAGUUAACAAAGGUAGUUCUUAUGAUAAUGGUUUAUCAGCUGAAAUAAAAACACUUGGUAGAAUAAGGCAUAGAUACAUUGUGAAGUUGUUGGCAUUUUGUUCAAAUGGAGACACUAAUUUGCUUGUUUAUGAGUAUAUGACAAAUGGUAGUUUAGGUGAAGUGUUGCAUGGAAAAAGAGGGGGGUUUCUUGAGUGGAAAGUUAGGGUGAAAAUAGCAACUGAAGCUGCUAAAGGACUUUGCUAUUUGCACCAUGAUUGUUGUCCUUUGAUAGUUCAUAGAGAUGUUAAGUCAAAUAAUAUUUUGUUGGAUUCUGAACUUGAAGCUCAUGUUGCUGAUUUUGGACUUGCUAAGUUUUUGUUGCAAGAGAAUAAUGGUGGAACUUCUGAAUGCAUGUCUUCUAUUGUUGGUUCUUAUGGAUACAUUGCUCCAGAAUAUGCAUACACAUUGAAAGUGGAUGAGAAAAGUGAUGUAUAUAGCUUUGGAGUGGUGCUACUAGAGCUAUUGACAGGGAGAAGACCAGUGGGAGAUUUUGGUGAAGAUGGAAUGGAUAUUGUUCAAUGGACAAAGUUACAAACUGAUUGGAACAAAGAAAGUGUGGUGAAGAUUCUUGAUGGAAGGUUACAUCAAAUUCCUAUAGAUGAAGCAAUGCAUAUAUUCUUUGUGGCUAUGUGUUGUGUUGAAGAACAAAGUGUGGAAAGACCAACUAUGAGGGAAGUUGUUGAAAUGAUAGCACAAGUAAAGCAACCAAAUAUCUUUCAUGUGUAG
Lathyrus sativus (Indian pea) is the source of this 2913-nucleotide messenger RNA. The record is from the annotation of a GenBank genome assembly. NCBI's taxonomy places the organism in Eukaryota, Viridiplantae, Streptophyta, Magnoliopsida, Fabales, Fabaceae.